This is a messenger RNA of Ilex paraguariensis (yerba mate), 1710 nucleotides long. Lineage: Eukaryota; Viridiplantae; Streptophyta; Magnoliopsida; Aquifoliales; Aquifoliaceae. The record is from the annotation of a GenBank genome assembly.
AUGGGUUCUUAUGGGAUGCUAGCAAGAAGAGCUUUGGAGACAGAAACACCAGUUAUGGUUCAGAUACAAGAACUGCACAGAGGCAACAAAGAUGCCAUGUCCCUGGCUCAGGGCGUAGUGUAUUGGCAACCACCCAAGGAUGCACUGGAAAAGGUGAAAGAACUUGUAUGGGAUCCUUCAAUAAGUCGUUAUGGUGCUGACGAAGGGCUUCCUGAGCUCCGGGAGGCACUGAUUAAAAAGUUGCGUCAAGAAAAUAAGUUAUGCAAUUCGUCAGUAAUGGUUACUGCAGGUGCAAAUCAGGCAUUUGUGAACAUCGUUCUUACAUUGUGCGAUGCCGGGGAUUCCGUUGUUAUGUUUGCACCUUACUACUUCAAUGCAUACAUGUCGUUCCAGAUGACAGGUGUGACUAACAUACUGGUGGGUCCCGGUAAUCCAGAGACACUUCAUCCAGAUGCAGACUGGUUAGAAAAGACUUUAUUGGAAGCAAAACCAACGCCAAAGCUUGUUACUGUUGUUAAUCCUGGCAACCCAUCAGGAACUUACAUUCCGGAGCCUCUUCUCAAGAGAAUAGCAGAUCUCUGCAAAGAUGCUGGAUGUUGGCUUGUUGUUGAUAACACCUACGAGUACUUCAUGUAUGAUGGUCGCAAACAUUGUUGUCUUGAAGGCGAUCAUAUUGUUAACAUUUUCUCCUUCUCUAAAGCUUAUGGGAUGAUGGGAUGGCGAGUUGGUUAUAUAGCAUUCCCUUCUGAAGUCCAAGACUUUGGAGCUCUACUUCUCAAAGUUCAAGACAACAUACCAAUCUGUGCUGCAAUAAUCUCACAGCGUCUGGCCCUUGCCUCCUUAGAAAUGGGACCCGAAUGGGUGACUGAUCAAGUGAAAGACCUUGUCAAGAACAGGGACAUUGUUCUUGAAGCGUUAUCUCCCUUGGGAGAAGGUGCUGUAAAAGGCGGAGAAGGCGCGAUUUACUUCUGGGCAAAGCUUCCAGACAAAUAUGUCGAUGACUUUGGAGUGGUUCGCUGGCUUGCUCAUAAGCAUGGGGUGGUCAUUAUUCCAGGAAGUGCCUGUGGCUGUCCCGGGCAUGUUCGAAUCUCAUUUGGAGGGCUGAUGGAGGAUGACUGUCGAGCUGCUGCUGGUCGGCUGAAGAAAGGAUUGGAGGAGCUGGUGAGGGAAGGAAUGAUAGAGGCUUCUGGGGAGCAUGAAUCAUCCCGAAGGGUGAAGUCUGAACUUCUUGUCCAGGUAGAUGGUGUAAACAAUACUGGGACUAAUGAAGAUGGUACUCGCAAAAUCGUAAUGGUUUUGGCAGCUACAAAUUUUCCAUGGGAUAUAGAUGAGGCGCUAAGGAGGCGGCUAGAAAAGCGAAUAUAUAUACCUCUUCCAAAUUUUGAGUCUCGUAAGGAACUUAUAAGGAUCAAUUUGAAAACUGUGGAGGUAGCUGCCGAUGUGGAUAUUGAUAAAGUAGCUCGUCAGACGGAGGGAUACAGUGGAGAUGAUCUAACAAAUGUUUGCCGGGAUGCUUCCUUAAAUGGCAUGAGACGCAAGAUAGCGGGCAAGACACGCGAUGAGAUUAAGAACAUGUCCAAGGACGAGAUUUCAAACGACCCUGUUGCCAUGUGUGACUUUGAAGAAGCUAUAACCAAGGUUCAACCAAGUGUCUCCGCAGCUGACAUUGAACGCCAUGAGAAAUGGUUUUCAGAUUUUGGAUCAGCAUAA